GCCACCACAGCCAGCGACUUGGAGCCCUUCCUGAUCUUCAUCAUCAUCAUCAUUAACAUCCUCUCCGACUCUUACAGGGUCAGCAGGUGUUGAUGAGAAAUGCUUGUGUUGAAAAAAACAACAACAGAUCAGGUUUUGAACAUCAAUAGGAAGCAAAGAAAAUCUUUCCAUCUCUGGUGGCGUAUGAGCUGGAUAAUGAGAUGCCUGUUGACUACUUUGGCUUCACGAGCGGAGGAGGCGGCGACAUCACCAUCAUCACAACCACGAGCAUCAAGCUGAGCAUCAGCAAGCCGAAGUGAGGAACCAUGAAAGACAGCUACGGAGGAUAUGAGAACCAGCUUUUUAAAGAAGAGGAGCUCAAUGGCGAGGAAGAGGAUAUCCCUUCGUUCAGAGGUCGCACAAGAGGAGGAUGUGUGAGAUGCCAGCAGAGCCAUUCCCUCCAACUGGCUGUCAAAGUCCUUUAUGCAAUAGUCGUGUUCCUCAUCAUCACUGUCGUAGUUCUGGCAUCACUAGUUUUUAGGAAGGUGGACUAUCUUUCUGAAGAAGAGUUAGUCUAUGAAAAGAAGAUCACCAGCGCUCAGAAAGUCAUGGAUGAAAUCAGUAACUGCUCAGGCUGUCUGGACGUGACCCUAUACAGUGAGGAGAUAAGUCGACUCAAGCAGGAGUUCGAGGACAUCCAAAAAAUGUUACUGGGACAAGAGCAGGUCUUGGAUCAAGCUUCUCAAACCCAAACCAAGCUAACAGCCACCAGUAAACAGCUUAGCACAGAUAUGCAAAGCCACGUGAUGUCCAUUAAAUUUCUCAACCAGUUGCUGGUGGGAUACCAAGACCAGGUGGAUGGCUGGAAGGAUGUGCUGGAGGAAACGGCAGAGCGAAUGAAAACUCUGACAGAGGAUCAGUAUGAUGUCAAAGCUACUGCGCAGCAAAUCAACACCACAGUGGCACUUAGUACUAUGUGGAUUGAUGCCCUGCAGAGAAAAUCAGAUGAGGAGACUCUGGUCCUUCAGAAGUUGACAAACGACUGGCAGAACUACAGUCAAGUUCUGGGCUUGAUUAAAUCCAAUGCGAGCAGCAACACCCAAAUCUUACGGUCCCUGCAAAAUAAUAUCAUCGCGGACCACCAGAGAAUCUCCAUGUCCUCGGAGAUGUACUACGAGCUCAGUCAGCAGGUAAUGAACCUCCAGGUGCAACUCGACAACGUCACAUCUUUCAUGGAUGAACAUGAGGAGAACAUGCAUGACCUGCACUACCAUUCCAAAUACUACGAAAACCGGACUGGAGAACGUUUCUCUGCCUUGGAUGGGCGUCUGAAUUCGAUUGAGAUGGAAAUAGAAACGAUAUCGUCCAGCAUCAAUGCCACCGUCAGUCAUGUCCAGAGCAUGUACAAGUACAUCAACAUCGAGAGCUCCACUUGCCAGAGUCGCCUAAGCAGACAAAUAGAAGAUAUGCAGAACUUAAACAGCAGUAUCUUGUUACUACUUACCUCGGCGGACGCACUGAAGCAGGAGAACACAUUGUUAAAUGUCCGUUUGGAUAUAGAUGUCAGGAACUUGUCCAUGGUGAUGGAGGAGAUGAAGUUGGUGGACACCCACCAUACACAACUGAUCAAGAAUUUCACAAUAAUAAGAGGUGCUCCAGGACUGCCCGGCCCUAAAGGUAACCGUGGAGAGACUGGCUCAAAAGGAACUCUAGGACUGACCGGCAGCAAAGGUGAGCGAGGCCCAAUAGGAGGCCGUGGCGUGCAAGGAGAAAAGGGCUCUUCUGGGCCCAGAGGCGCAUCUGGUCAAUAUGGCCCUGGUGGCAACAGAGGGGCGAUAGGUGACACAGGACCCAAGGGCGCCCCUGGUCAACCAGGACCACGUGGUGAAAAGGGCCAGAAAGGCGAUAUGGGUCCACUUGGUAAAAGUGGACUCCCAGGAACGAGAGGUCCAUCAGGGAUCCAGGGCCAAACAGGACUACCGGGUAUAAUUGGACCACCAGGGCCUAAAGGGAAACCAGGACCAGCUGGGCCUCCUGGACCACCAGGAACCCCUGGAUCUCCAGGAGUGCAACAUUCCCAUGAUCAAUCCAGGACGCAGCAGAGUAGCCAAGGGGCUACACAGUAAGGACUCAGAAGAGCUAAGAAACAAUUGAAGAAGUGCUUCUCAAGCAAAUGCCAAAGACCUGACAUUUGAAGAUGAUGAAGAUGAAUUUUCUCAACAAUGGUAGAUGGCACUAACUACAGACUGAUCAUCAUCAUACACAUUGUGGUCGGUACUGAACUUGAAUGUAGAGGGGGGGGGAUGAAGAUUGUUGAUAAUCAAAAGUGGUCUACAUCUAUGAUAUAUAUGCCGACACACCUUUCUUUGAAGGGUGGCACUUUAAUGGUUCGAUCUUAGAAAAUGAAUAAAUUUGUCAUUUUGUGGGUCUUUGGAGCAGGUACUCCGAAGAUGUGUUAUGUGUUAAACAGAUGAUUGAGGAAUUUAGAAAUAAUUAAAAAUUGUCUAGUACAAUGCUGUUUAAAAGCUAAGGUAAAUGCCACAAUGAGUUGACAACAUUUGUUUUUUUAUUCAGUUGAAUUUGUGAACAAACGUCGUUGACGCUAAGGCUAACCUCUCACCACGAAUGCUGUAGAUAGCAUAAUUCAUAAUAUUGAGCCUUUCUCUUCAUAGUUUUUGUCAACUGACUGAAAAGUGCACCAUAUAUUCGCACAAUUUGUACUUCUGCUGCGAUAAAGGAGUUUCAUGUUACACUAGAAAAAAUCUUUUAUAUCAAAGAAAUAAAAAAAAAAAUACCAAUAAAGAAUCCUACUAUUUUUUUUAAAACGGAGUGUUGUCAUGAAAUGCAACUGGCUUGCAUUGAACAAUAAAAGUAGACAUUUAA
Molecule: messenger RNA, 2862 nt
Organism: Syngnathus acus (greater pipefish)
Lineage: Eukaryota; Metazoa; Chordata; Actinopteri; Syngnathiformes; Syngnathidae
Gene: scara3
Product: scavenger receptor class A, member 3
Exons: 14
Coding region: 306-2105 (599 amino acids)
Source: RefSeq, a predicted model, not a curated record